AAGCAGCUUUAUCUCCCUUUUUUUUUUCUGACCUCGCUUCCAUCCCCUUUCAUGCUAAUGAUUCCGCAGCUUACUCUUUCCUCUCUUUUGUGUUUCAAAAUAAAACAAAACAAAACUUCAACACCACAUCAUCUUCUUACUCUCUCUCUCUCUCUCUCACGGAUAUAAAUCAAUCGUUUUUAAUGCUUUCGCUUCUCCCUCUUUCUCUGUGUAUGUAAAAUCUUUGUUUCCAUCAGACGUGGUGCAGAAAGUUGUGUGUCUCAGAUCCCUAUACACACACCGAAAACGAUACAACUAUGUCUGUGUUCUUCUCUCUCCUAUCCUCAUCCUGCUAAAGUUCCCUCUCAAAAUCAUACACAUAGCUUAUAGAGUGGUCCUCAACCUCAACCCUUCAAGCUCAGCCUUUUUUUUCCCCCUUAUAUAAUUCUGAAUUCUCUGCUUUGUCUUCAACCCCACCUUUUACCUUUAUCACUGCGCUUCUUCACACUUCUCACCUCAUAGUUGGGUUGGGUUGGGUUGUGUUGUGCAUAUUGAAUAUUAAAAUGCAAGAACCAAACUUGGGAAUGAUGGGUGGUGGUUUAAGCGGAGACGGCGACCACCACCACCGUCAACUGAAGGCGGAGAUAGCCACUCAUCCACUUUAUGAACAGCUUCUAGCUGCCCAUGUGGCUUGUCUCAGAGUUGCCACUCCCAUCGAUCAGCUUCCACUGAUUGACGCUCAGUUAUCUCAGUCUCAUCAUCUUCUACGCUCUUAUAUCUCUCACCACACUCAUUCCCUUUCACCUCAUGACCGUCAAGAACUUGAUAACUUCCUGGGACAAUAUUUGUUGGUUUUGUGUACUUUCAAAGAACAGCUUCAACAACAUGUCAGAGUCCAUGCCGUCGAGGCUGUUAUGGCUUGCCGUGAUAUUGAGAAUACCUUACAAGCUCUCACAGGAGUAAGUUUGGGAGAAGGAACUGGUGCAACUAUGUCAGAUGAUGAAGAUGAUUUGCAGAUGGAUUUUUCUUUAGAUCAGUCUAGCGCUGAAGGGCAUGACAUGAUGGGAUUUGGUCCGUUACUUCCUACAGAAUCUGAAAGGUCACUGAUGGAAAGAGUUCGCCAGGAGCUAAAGAUUGAGCUGAAGCAGGGUUUUAAGUCAAGAAUUGAAGAUGUCAGGGAGGAAAUAUUAAGAAAACGAAGAGCUGGGAAAUUACCAGGUGACACAACUUCAGUGUUAAAGAACUGGUGGCAGCAACAUGCAAAGUGGCCUUAUCCAACUGAAGAUGACAAGGCAAAACUUGUGGAGGAGACAGGGUUGCAGCUGAAGCAAAUUAAUAAUUGGUUCAUUAACCAAAGGAAACGAAACUGGCACAGCAACUCUCAAUCGGUUACCUCUUUGAAGUCCAAGCGCAAGAGAUUGUAGACCCACUAAGGACUCCAGUGAGAUGCAGGAGAUAGGAGAUGGUUUACUGUAAUGUAAGAUGGCUUUAAAAAAAAAGCUGGUUGUAAAUUUGUGGAAUUUAACGGAUGCAAACUUUUAUGUUAGAUGUGGUUGCCUCCCUUUUUCUUUUAACUCUCCUUGUAAAGUGUUUGCUAUAUACGUUUCUGACCCGCUGAAGAAGUAUUACUAUUAUUAUACAGAUGCUUGAAAGAUUCGUUGUUCUUUGUA
This is a messenger RNA of Gastrolobium bilobum, 1649 nucleotides long. RefSeq names its product homeobox protein knotted-1-like 7. Gene Ontology annotation, molecular function: DNA binding. The coding region runs from base 543 to 1403 and encodes 286 amino acids. The transcript has 6 exons. Lineage: Eukaryota; Viridiplantae; Streptophyta; Magnoliopsida; Fabales; Fabaceae. Gene Ontology annotation, cellular component: nucleus. Gene Ontology annotation, biological process: regulation of DNA-templated transcription. The record is from RefSeq and is a predicted model, not a curated record.